AUGUUCAAAUUGACCGUAGCCGUGUGCCUUUUGGCCGCCGUCUCUUGCGACGUAUCGCAUUUGCGCAAACCAUACCAGGGACAGGACUCCCAGGUGCAGAUCCUCCGUCAAGAAUCCGACAUCAACCCAGACGGUUCUUACACCUACGCUUAUGAAACUGAGAACGGUAUCUCCGCUCAAGAACAGGGACACAUCGUCCAGAUCAACAAGGAUCAAGUAGCCAAGACCGCCCAAGGUUCCUUCCAAUACACCUCCCCCGAGGGUCAACCCAUCAGCAUCCAAUACGUCGCUGAUGAGAACGGUUACCAACCACAAGGAGAUCUCCCAACUCCACCACCAGUCCCAGCCGCCAUCCAAAGGGCCAUCGACUACAUCCUUGCCCACCCACAACAACCUGAACAUGUUCGCAAAUUCUAAAUGCUCACU
This is a messenger RNA of Nicrophorus vespilloides, 426 nucleotides long. RefSeq names its product endocuticle structural glycoprotein SgAbd-8-like. The transcript has 3 exons. Gene Ontology annotation, molecular function: structural constituent of chitin-based larval cuticle. The record is from RefSeq and is a predicted model, not a curated record. Gene Ontology annotation, cellular component: chitin-based extracellular matrix. Lineage: Eukaryota; Metazoa; Arthropoda; Insecta; Coleoptera; Silphidae. The coding region runs from base 1 to 417 and encodes 138 amino acids.